AUGGCCGACGCAAGCCCCGCCAAGUCGACGACGUCGCCGCGACCUCAGCUCGCCUCAUCCAUGAGGAGCAGCUCGUUUCUGCGCGAGCACCAGCAGUACCGGCCUCCGCAGCAUCCCGAGAGUCGCUUCGGCAUCGACACCGUCGUCGAGGACCUGAGCAACGUAGCCGUCUCGCCGCCCAAGCACGCUCACAACCAUAACCACAAGCAUUAUGCUGGCUUCAACGGAAUUCCUUCCGAGGACAAUCCGCCUACCAUCCGCAGCGGCUUGAAUCACAGCUACUCGCACCCGAACUGUGCGCCUGUCGGGGGCAAGAAGCAGUCUCGCCUGGUCGCAACGCUAUUCUAUAAACCGAAUGGCGACAGCCACGCGACCGCAGCAUCUGGUGGCAGCGGCGUCGCAUCGCCGCCCAAGUCGACCUCCGAGAACUCCAGCAGUAAGGAUUCUCUUCCGGCCAACUUUGCGCCUACGCAGGACCCCGAAUCCUUCCCGCUUGAACCCCCGACGCAGGAGCCCGAGAAGCUCGACCACUUGUAUGGCUCGUACGUCUCGCCCAUGUGCGUGACUUCGUUCCUGCACCUGAUGUCGACCUUUCCUCUGCCCGCUGGCGAGACCGACUACAGCUCGUCGCAUCGCUGCCUUGAUAGCCAGGAGAACCCGCGAGUCGUGGAAUUGACCCUCGACCCGGCCCCUUGCCAGAGCUACCUCAGCCUGACCGACCUGCGGAGACACGAGCUUAUCUACCGUUUCGAGAGAGAAUGGAGCGUCGACGUCGCGCUGCAGCCCGACACCCUGUGGCGCCGCCACCCUAGACUGGUCGUUUUCGACAUGGACAGCACACUCAUCACGCAAGAGGUGAUUGACCUGCUCGCCGCGACCAUCAAGGACCCGCCCGACCUGGCCGCGCGCGUCGCAGACAUCACCCACCGCGCCAUGCUCGGCGAGCUCGAGUUCGACGCCGCGUUCCGCGAGCGUGUGCAGCUUCUGAGGGGCCUUCCCGCGUCCUUCUUCGAGCAGCUGAGACCCGUCCUGGACGUGACCAAGGGUGUGCCUCGUCUGAUCAAGGCCUUGAAGCGCCUCGGUGUGAAGACCGCAGUGCUUUCUGGUGGAUUCCUCCCUCUCACAAGCUGGCUGGCCGGAGAGCUAGGCAUUGACUACGCGCACGCCAACGAGGUGGUCAUUGAUGACGCCGGCAAGCUCACGGGAGAGGUCAAGGAUCUUAUCGUAGGCAAGGAGAGGAAGCGCGACCUCUUGGUCGAGAUUGCUGGCAAGGAGGGCAUCGACCUGUCGCAGGUCAUUGCCGUAGGCGACGGCGCGAACGAUCUCCUGAUGAUGGGGGCGGCGGGAUUGGGCGUUGCCUGGAACGCGAAGCCGAUGGUGCAGAUGGAGGCCGACACGAGGCUGAACAGCGAGAGCCUUCUGGAUCUGCUGUACCUGUUUGGUUUCACCGGACACGAGAUUGAGCAGCUUUCUUCGUAA
Messenger RNA from Colletotrichum spaethianum, 1479 nucleotides. RefSeq names its product phosphoserine phosphatase. Gene Ontology annotation, molecular function: magnesium ion binding; L-phosphoserine phosphatase activity. Gene Ontology annotation, cellular component: cytoplasm. Lineage: Eukaryota; Fungi; Ascomycota; Sordariomycetes; Glomerellales; Glomerellaceae. Gene Ontology annotation, biological process: L-serine biosynthetic process; dephosphorylation. The record is from RefSeq and is a predicted model, not a curated record. The transcript has a single exon. Bases 1 to 1479 code for a protein of 492 amino acids.